UCCGGGUUUCUUAAUUUUACAAUUUUAUCUAAGUUCUCUUUGUGUUUUAUGAAAUGAAUAUGAAUUCUAAAAUUGUACUUUGCUGGGAAACUACACUACUGCCAGUGAUAAUGGCCGGGGUGCAUUGAAUUUUAAACAUCAAGUUCCGACCGGUAACGAAUAACGGAAAAAAAUCAUGUCUAGCGAGUUGGAGGGUUGUUUAAAUCGGCUAAAAACAUGCCUGGAUUCGAAACAUGCGCCACGAGCGCGCACCGUGAUCGAACAGAUUACCAAGUUCCUGCUGGAAGUCCCCGUUGAAGGUCGUGCCGAGAUCGAGUACCACCUAGAACUGCUGUUCAACGAUGCUGCCGGUCUUGUGGCCUUUCUCGAGCGUUCCUUUGCCGCUGCGAAACAGUUUGCGAAGGCCAACGAAGAUUGUUUCGAGCUGUUUCGCAAAACGAUCGAAAAACAUUCGCGGCUCGCUAGCAAAUGGAUCGAUCGGAUUGUGUCCGUUGCGCUUCGGUACAUCACCUCCACUGCCGUGACGGCGCGAGAACGUGAACUGGCCACGCUCGUCCUACAGGAUAGCAUUUCGUAUGGAUGUCUCGAUGCCAGUAGCUACUCAAAGCUGAACACACUCGUUGCCGAUCUGUUGCCGGUGUUUCAGCAACGGAAACCCCCGCACCGGUUUCAGCAGAAUCUGUUCGAAUUGCUCGGUCAGCUGUCCAAAACCUUCCCGCAGUACGUUAACGAACCGAUCCGGCUACAAGAGGUGUUUGUUGGGUCUGCUGAAAGCCAGCUGCUGGAGGAGAACAACCUUUCGCUGGUAUCGUUAGCUGGAGCCGUCCGUGGUUUGGAUUUGUUUCUGCAUAAUUUCGCGCCCGAUGCCGAACAGCUGGAAAUACGGCGACGAAUUUACCUUUUGGUUAAGAAACUGUCCCCCUGGGAGGAGCUACGAUCUGAGCGGAUCGUGUUUCGGAAUGCGCUCCAACUGUUGGCGAACCAUGCAGCACUCUUCGGUGAUUUCCUGUACAACGAUCACACGCAUUGGCAGGCGGCUCUUGCUGACCGAUGUAUUCGUUCGAGUAACCGUGACGAUCGGCGGAUUGGUUUGGCCGCACUUUACGCUUUCCACGGCGAGCUAGCGCAUGCCCUUUUGCGACGAAACCAGUCACCAGAAGCUUCUGAACGACAAUCAGCAGUACAGGUGCUGAAUCGAUACCUGGCAUACUAUCGGAAGCUUCUCAACACUGCCGACGCCGAACGACUGGAUGUACGCAUCGCCAUCCGAGGAUUCGGUAUUAUGGCUGGACCAUGCCAUCGGUUGACCGAUGCUAGCGCAUCCCUCGUAGAACUGCUCACGAUCGUACUGGAACGUAUCGAGUGCAUCUGUGGUGAAUCUUCAACUGCAGCUGGUGAUAGAUUGGAAGAUCUGCCCGAUUUCGUACAGUCCUUGUCGGAAAUCUUGACACAAGUUGAUGAACUGUCCACGGUACAGCUCGUUUCUUUGCAAACGAUGAUCGUUGCGUUGAUUCGCGACUUCUACCAUCUGGGCACCGUGUACCAUCAGCUGAUCGUACGUUCACUAGCUUGUACGCUGGCAAACAUACACAAGCUAGGUGGCAGUGCGUUAGAUCUGCUACUUGAUAAUGUCGUGCUGCAAGGAAUCAUUUGGAGCUGUUCCCAUAAGCUGCCAUACGAUCCACCGAACGGCCGAUCGGAUACGGCACAGGAAUUUGAUUGGAAGCGUGAGACGGUGACCUAUAAGAAUUAUCUUCCCCUCUGGAAGGGAUUGUUGGGUGACAAAAGGGUGCCGAAUGAACAGCUCGUCCGUUCCAUCUUCCGCUCCUUCAUGCGUACUCUUUUCGUCAUCAUCGAGAAGCUGGAUUUAUCCACCAAAAAACGAGUAUUGAACAACGAGAGCGACCUUGCAAAAGGAAUGUAUUUCUGCGAUCCCAACCUUAAUCUCGAACCGGUCAAACCAAAAGAUUUUCACAUCUUCCUCAAUCUGAUUGAGCUGUACCGGGACGUGCUACAAGGAUCGCAGCAUCUGGAUGAAUCGUUCCUCGAGUGGAUCCGUCGUUACUUCGAGAUGUGUGUAAAGCAAUCGGUGGACCAUCCACUUGUGAGCGGAUUCGUGAAGCUGAUUGAACUUGGUGUCGCCAUAGCGGAACGAAAUGGUUACUUUCGUCGGGCGAAUGAUUUCGAAUCCAAAUCUACCGCUCUGUUGUUGGUGGCGUAUGUAGAGCGGACAAUAGUACGGGCCCUACAUGCCAGUGGCGAGCUUCAGCUCGCAUGCUUACGCUUCGUGCUGAACGUUCCGGUCCGAAUGUUGGUCGAAUUCGUAGACGAUGAACAACAUCAGCAACCCCUCAUGGUAGCCGUGUUCCAGGUGGCAUUCCGACUGGGUAGAACCCUGUUGUCGAUUGCCCGAGCCGCACUUGGAUGUCUGCAACGAUUGGUACUGUUCCGUGAUCCACCUAUCCACGCGGCCCAACGAGAGCAACUGCUCCGUCAGGUGUUACCCCUACUAGAACCGUAUCUACUUGCCCGUGAGUCAACGCUACCUUCCCUGGCGGCUAGCCGACGUUUGGUACGAUUUCAUCGUAAUCGUACGGCUAACAUUUCGUCCGAAAAGAUUGAACGCAUCAAGGAACAGCACCGUACGGAGCAGAUUGACGAAGUGUCGGAGUUGGUAACGUUCCAGCUGCGGAUCGUGAACUUUCUGGCCGACUUGCAACCGAAUGAGUGUUGCUGGUUGGUGGUAGAGAAGGAACGCGAAGAAGAGAGUGACGGAACGUUAGGAAGAUUCGAGGUGGACUGCAGCACGCAAGGCACCAUCAGUGGUUCGUUGGUUCGCUGGAAUGCUCAAAGCGAACGGUCCAUUGAGCUACGCUUACUGUGUGCGAGUGGCAUCCGACCUUGCAUCAAACUGGACAAUCUUAUUGGCAGGGUGGCGCAGUUGGCACUUGGAUCGAGUGAUCGAGCGACGAAGCUGGUAGCAUGUGAGAUACUACACACGCUCAUUCUAUAUCUGCUUGGAAUACACUAUCAGGAUGAGCUUACUGGAUUGUGGUCCGAGCUAUGCGAUUAUUUGUUGCAGCUGAGCUGUGAUACGGAUGUGGCUGUCUGCCAAAUGUUUGAACCACUACUGUUCCAGAUCGUUCACUAUCUCACCCAACCGUCCAAGAUGAAUCAAAAGGGAACUUCGACCCUACUGGAAUGCCUGCUUAAUGCAACCGCUCAUCGGCAAGAGAGCGCGGUGCGGGAUCUAGCCGUACGUGCACUGCGUGAGUUCCUGCAGUGGGCUAAUCGGCAAAGUGGCGGUACUGCAUCAUUUGAAGAUCGUCGUCGGAUUAAAUGUACACUGCUGGAUGGUCUCCGAACGUACGCCAUGGAAUCCAACGCUGCUCGACGUUACGGUGCAGCCUUGGCGUUUAACAAUCUUUUCCGAUUGCUGCUCCAAGAGGACUAUCAUCUAGUGCGGUACCUGGUGGAUCUACUGGCGGCAUUUGCGGCCGGUUUCGUACUAACGGAGGAUCUAGCCGGGCUCACCGGGGUGGGGCAGCUGAGUGUCUCGGCAGAUGGUGAUGCAUUGGAGCAGUUCUCUUUGGCACUGGCUCAUUUGGGCAAAGUGUUGAACACGAGACGAGCGCUAUACGAUGUUGCUCCUUCCUGCGAAUCGAUCCAUCCGGAGUACCGGCAGAUCAUUCCACCGACGAUCGGUGGCGGUCGACUGAAAGACGUUGUACUGUGGCUAUUCCGUCAAUGCGCCCACCGGCAGCAUCGCUAUCGUCGUGAGUGUAUGAAGCUGUUUGUGCGUCUUGCAUCCAACAUCCAAGGUGUUACCUGCGCAGCCGAUUUCUUGCGGCAACACGUACCGACCAGCGAACUCGAAUCAAUCUGCCUGCACGAUGAUGCCAGUCAAGGUAUCGCCCAAGCACCAACGUUGGAUAGUCUACGGAGCGAACGAGCUGUACCACUCGUUGCGAACGUAUAUCUGUGGAUGGAGUACCUGCAUGCCAGCAUCGAUAUGUGUUGUUGGUUGCUGAAGGAGAAGCUUCUCGCAACGGAGGCGGCGAAUAGAUUAGUAGUGGCUUCGCUCCUGCCUGUCGUCCGUUACUGUCUUCAGUCGGUGGUAAUGCUCUCAUUACAUGGAUUAAUAUUGCUAAUCGAUCCCCAGGGCAAUAUGGAGACGCUGUCGGAUAGUUUCGAACUGCGUAUGAAUGCCGAUAAGAUCGUACGCUUCGAUGCACUUCGUGCCGGCCUAGUAAGACAAAUUGUAGAGCUGCUAGUUGUGCUGGUAAAUGUGAGGGAGCUGAAUGCCGGACCGUCCGAUAUCGGGCUGUGGGAGAAUGAUUCAACGAACGAGUUUCUGCUGACGCUUGUCUUUGAAUCGCAACAGUUUGGUUUAGACUGCAGUAUUCCGAUCAGCCCGGAGCAAUCGGUAGACAAAUCGGGUUUUCUCUGGAACAAUCUUAUCCUACUGAUUGAAGGCCUUUUCCAACACGAUUCACAACGAGUUAGACUUCAGGUAGCGUCGGCCCUUACGCAACGACUGAUCAGGGUGAUUGAGGAAGUUGGAAACCGUAUCGUGACACUUCUCGUACAGCAAACAGUCAAUGAGCUCGACCAGAAAAGUGCCAAAGGGUUGCUGUUCCUCGCCAAGCAUCACCGGAAUCGAGUCUUGCAAGAUCCCUCCGAUCGCGACCAAUUUCAACAUAUUGCUCAAAAGUUGUUGAAUGAUUGCUUUGAAGUUGUUGGGCGUGAUGGAGUGCAGCUGAUACUGACCCCAUCGGCAGCACGAUUCGGAACCAUCCUGCUGCAAGCUGUUUAUGCACUGUCCAUCAGCAGCGAUUCAGAGCUACUGCAACGAACGAUCGCAUGCUGCCUAAGCGAUACCAUGCUUCGGCCAGCUAUUCUACAUGGACAACACUUUGUAGCGUGCUUUGGAAUAGCCAUCUUUGAAAUGGUGUUGACGAACCCAGCCUCGAGCCUUCCACGAUUCCUGAGUUCGUUGAGCAAGGAUAACUUCUCUUCCAUCGUGCAGCUGCUUUGCGAGUUGAUGGAAUACGCAUACCGGAAGCACGCGGCGGAUAAUGAUAUGUUACUUCUGCUGACCGAUACGCUACUCGUACAAGGAUGGAACCUGAUUCUCGAAUGUUCCCGAACGCAGGAGAACCGUUUUGAUGCCGCCGACCAACAGCUGAUCGCACUGUUCGCCAACGUGGCAAUGAUCUGUCCGUUUCCACUGUGGGAGAUGCGGACGAAAGUUGGCCCCAGCUACGUGCAGUGGCUCAUAAGCCUGAUAGCGGAUCAGUCCAGGCAGAUCGCAUUGAAAACGAAAGCGAUCGUGCUACUACCGACCAUACUCGGCCCGGAGGAGUACGACGAGGAGCGACACAAACCGAUCAAGGUUGCUCUCGAGAAGCUACAGGACACACACUUCCCUCUACGAUCGACGGAAUUCCCGCCCGACAGCCCGCAGCGGCUUGGAUUCGUCAACUGUUUGGAGCGUCUGCUUGAUGCGCUCGUCGUAUCGCGAUCACCGCUGCUGCUGAAGUCGAUCGUACAGAUGACGGCCCCGCACGGUAAGGGCCACAUUGCCGAACGUCAGAUUCGUACUGCGAUCGAACGAUUCUUCCAGAAGCAAUCUUUUGAGGUGCAGUGUGCCAGACUGCAGGAUUUGUGGGCGUUGUAUGUGGAUCAGGCUUAUGCACCGGCCGUCCGACUUACCAUAUUGCAUCGCUAUCUACGCACCGGUCAGUGGUGCUGUAGCUACGAUACGAUUAUCGCAUUCUAUCGUCGAAACAUUCGCGCGAUAGCGCAGCUGGUGGAGGUAGAGCUGGCUAAUCGCAGCGGCUGGGAUUUAGAGCAUGCGCUCGUCGAUCGAGCCGGUGGCUUUUGCUUGAUUGAACAGUAUGCAGCCCUGCUACCACGGUCCAUGCUGCUGACCGAUGAUUGUACCGUUUCACGGGUGCUGUACGCACCGCUCGAUGGUAGCGUAGCGAAGGUGCGCGGUAAUCGAUUGAUAGGGGAUUUUAGCAAACGGGCCCAUACCGCUCGCCGAUUGCCAUUUCGGGCUGGUGAUGACCGGACGGUGGCCGAACGCUAUCGACAGUACCAGUGUGCCGCCUAUCGUGCCCUAGUGGCGCUGAUCUCCAACACCAACGAUGACCCACGCAUGUACUCCGUCCUGCUGUUUCGUGAGAACCGAGAAAAACGGGAAUACCUUUGGCGCAAUUUGGUGGACUGCCGUGACGAAACACUAUACCUGGAGGCGAGCCAGGAACUGGUGGAAGUGCCCGGCAUCAUCAAGAAGCGCAUUGCGAUCCGCCGGGAGAUGGAUUCACGAACCGUUCGGCACAAUCCUGGAACCGAUCUGUCGGUGGUGACAGAAUCAUCCCUCAGCCAGGAAGUGUCACGCUACGAUCUUAACCACUCGGUCGUGUUAUCUGCCCGUGAGCUUGCUCAGCGAGAUGCGACCGAGCUGGCACUCCGACAGAAGGGUUCCCAGUCGGCGGUUCCACUCGAACGAACCCGAAUCAACGAGCACGAAGUAAUGGCGACGGUCUGUGGAUGUUUGCAGCAUAUGGCACAGGCGAAGAUCGCCAUCGAACCGGUGGUACGCUUUAUAGCCGAUUCCUUCAACGAUCCCGAGCAACCGCCAAACGUGCGGCUCUUUCUGGCCAAGCUGAUCGACAACUGUCGCGCCGAGUUGAAGCCACACGCAUCGUUACUGAUCGCUCCGAUCAUGCAGCUGAUCGUCGAUGAACGGGUGUUCCACCGAGGGUUGAACACACUCGUAACGGAUCUGUUCGCUCUCGUACUUGAGUGGAGUGGUAUUGAGGAAGCCCGAAUGGAAAGCGUCUCAGUUUUUUCGUCGGUGGAGAUGACCCAGCUGGCCAGCGCGUUGCUGCGCUUUAUCAUGAAGCACUGCUGUCAGCAGCGUGCCCAGCGUGAAGUGUUUCGGUUGAACUUGGAAUUGACACGAGCCGUAAUACGCCAGUGGCACCAAGUGUUGGUCGUACCGACGGAGCUACUGUAUGGAAUGGUAACGAGGAACUUGACACUGGCCACGACGCAGACAUCGACGCAGGCCGCGACGCAGCAGGAUGAUCGGGCAUCGUUCGAACUAAUCACUGGGCUACAGCUUGGAACGAUCGUGCUGCUGAAUGGUGCUGGAAGGUUGACACCAUGGACUGAUAGCAGCCAGCUGAUGUACGUACGAGCGGUAAUGCAGUCCUUGAGUGCCGCGAAUAGCACCAUCUAUCGACCAGCGGCGCAACUGUUGGGAUUAUCGAUGGCUCGGCUCUUUCCUGACGGUGUUCCGGAGGACGAUGUCGACCAGCCAAGCGGACCGUCUGAUUUGAUCGUCUUUUACCGGAGCGAAUGUAUUGCGCUGCUUUCCACGAUGCAACGCUCACAGGGACGUAAAUUUUUGGAAAUCCUUUCCGAAGCCAGCAAAGCGUUCCCAUCCAUCGUCGACCCAUUCCUGUCGAUCGUUAGCUUCCGCAUGCCGAUGGCGUCGGUGCCGGAGAAGCGCAUAUGUCUGGAGCUGCUGCUAGGCGGUCGCCUGGAACGGUUUGGCUCCGAUUUAUAUCGUGAGCUGGCCUCAAUGGGUCUUGCAUCGUUGUUGCGUGAGGCUGAACUACAACUUCCAACCCUACAUCUGCUGAACCGUGCCUUGCCGCUGAUCACUGAGCUGGAAGAGUUGGUACAACUGAUCGAUCCUGUUGGAAGGGUUAUAACCGAGCCACUUGCCAGUACUCCCGAAGUGCGUGCAGUUGCAUUCGAGAUUCUGAUCUACAUCCAUGAAACACGCGCUCGAGAGCUGUCUGAAGAACAGCAGAAGAACAUUUGGAGGUUGCUGAUAAGAGGUUUAGCCGAUACCGAGCCACCGAAUGCAUCCGGCUCCUCGGUUCGCGUGCGCAUACUCGAGUACCUCACGGAUUCUGGUCGACUGCCGUCGGAUGUACGGGAGCGAUUCCAUUACCUGCUUGCAGAACUGUAUGAUCCGUCCGUUGAAACGGACUUCCUCGGUUGCGCCGUUGCGCUCCUGUUCGAUCCUGCCAUUCGCUGCAGGGAAUCGAAGGAACGUCUUUUCCUCCACGAAUACCUGGCGGCUGAUGUGAAGUUCCGCGAGUACACCAUCGAGACGGGACCGAAACGGCAACAUCAGAGCACAUUGUCAGUACCACUGUUCACGGAAUCUGUCUUGCAACGACCACAGCUACACACCGGUACCGGAUCACAGAUGGAGGUUGUCAUCAGGGCGACCCAGUUUGCCGGGUCAGGCGAUCGUGCCGAUACACAACUGUUCGAACCGACACAGGAUCCAGUCCGCUACACGCAAGGCCAGGAUACGUUCGCGUUGCCAACGCAGCAUUCGCUUUUCUUUGAGGCAAGUUCGCUACAACUUGAUCGUCGCUCACGGCGUAAAGAUGGUGUUGGGCAACCGGAGCAGCAAGCGGCUUUCCAGGCGGAGCAAACCUUCGAACGACUUCGUAAACGCAUUCUACGUGAUAGUGAGACGAGCCGACGCCAAUUCGUAACACGGGCAAUCGAUCGGCAGCAUACCGCACAGCGACAGCGACGGGCUGCUGGAGCCCAAUCGGUAACCCUCUAUCGUCGCUAUCGCUUGGCCGACUAUCCCGAUCUGCAGAUCAAUCUUCUUGCCUUUCUGCUGCCACUGCAAGCCCUCUGUCGGCGUGAUGCGACCUGCGCCCGCCAAACCUUUGUAGCGAUCUUCAAUGGGCUAGUCGAGGGAUUGCGGCAGGAAGGUAGUGACUCCUCCGCUCGACAAAAUGAGGAAAAAGAACGACGCCAUUUCCUGGAGAAACUCGAUUCGUCCGUCCAGCGGAUACUGGAAUCAUCGAAGGUUUGUGAUCCAAAUCUCUUCGGUGCGUUGAUGGAGCUAACCCUCGGCAGCAUAACUUCCGGGCGGAUGAAGCUUGGUCCGCGUACGGUCGCCACGGUAGCUGGUUCCAGCAAUAUGCUCACGAUGGGCGUACUCUACCUCGAGGCUAAGCUAGCGGAUGGUGACGAGUUUGACGAGGAGCGAUCGGUCAAUGUUGAUGGGCGAUCGGAAGCAGCACACUGGUUGCAGCUCUCCAUUCUAUACCAUGCCCUGCAGGAGCACGACGUGGUAGCGAGCAUCUUCGGCGAGAAAUGGGACAGUGAUCCACGGUUGCGGAAGGCGAUCGAUCUGGAGGCGCUAGGGCGAUACGAUCGCGCAUACCGCGCAUACCUGGAUAUGAUCAAUUCGGCGACGGCGAUGACCGCGGUACGGGUUGAAGAGCGUAACUUUUGCUACAAAUCCGCCUGCGAGUGCUUGAUCCGGCUGGCUGAGUGGGAUUCGGUGCUGCUGCUCGUCAGCGAUCAGGUGACAAGCUACGAGGAGCUCUGGACUGAUGAUUGGAACCAGGAGCACCUGCUGCCGGGGUAUAUGCAUGCGAGCGUACGUCGUAAUUUGGUCGGUGAUGAGCGAGGUCGUGAGUUCUGUCAGCUGCUACAACAGUGGAUGCACAUCCCGGAUCGUGCUUCAUGCAUCCGACAGCAGUUUGGCGAAGAACUGAGCGCCCUUCAGAUCGCCUGUGGAGAGAUGGUCCGUGCGCGGUUAUACGCAGAUCAAACGCAACGACAGUUUCUGGAAGAGUGGCACUGUGCUGGCGUACUGUCGGAGGUGUAUCGGACGUCCUGUCUGCUAGUAGUACGCAAAGUGAGCGAAUUGCGUGGCUACAGCGUGCUGCUAGAACUCCCGUCGGAUCAGCUAGUUGCUGGGAUGGCAAGUCUGGCCGUUGCGUGGCGAUAUGCGAUGCCCUUGACCACGGAUUCCUUGAUCGUGUGGGAUGCGCUCGUAGCGUAUCGACGCUUUCUGUUGGAACAACUGGAACGAAAGCUAACCACGGCGGAUGAGACAGUAACGGGUUCAAACAUUCUGUCGAAACUUACCGAAUUGCUGCUAGAGUUGGAGCUCCGUCUGUUGGAAGUAGCCACUGUGCAGAACAAUAUCAAGUACGCCGGCAAAGUGAACGCAAGGUUACAAGCUGACGAAGCAAACCCCGCUUCGGGGCGAGGAUCAAUUAGUAAGGAGUAUCUGCUGCGCCGUCGUGUAGCCCGUGCACAGUAUGAUCGAUUUCGUCUGAAGGAAUCCUCGUCCAGCUCUUCCGGCCGUCAGUUGAUUAAAUGCUUCAGACAGUUGUCGGAGCUGACGAAGCAAGAGGACCAGACUACCACUGAGACUAGAGUCCCGCGUGCGCUGGGUGCAGCAUGGAAAGAACUGUAUAACUACGCUCGUUAUUUCCAUGAAACUUCCACUGAAAAACCUCUUGAUCCUAGAGACUCUAAUGCAGUACUGGACAUCCUUAAAUCGAUAGAAGAAGAUAGCGGCAAUGGAAGUGCUGAUUGGUCGCAAACCGACGCUUUACAUAACUUCUCCCUGCGCUGCCUGAAGUCGAAUAUCAAAGAGAUGGCGGCUGGUCGGCCACCACUUUUCGGCAACCAGGCGGAAGUGGAACGCGCAACAUCCGCCGACGAACUUGCCGAUGCGUACCUUCGUAUGGCCCAGUUUUGCUAUGAGUCACUCGAUACAACCAAAGCGGAAGCGGAACAGUGCCUACUUGAGAGAGAACUGGUCACCUCGCUUCUCGCCGCUAUGCAGUAUGGUUCUGAUGAAGCACGCCAGCUGUUUCCCGUCCUACUUCAACUACGCAACCUUCACAACGACACUCUUCGGGAAGAGUUCAUUCAGCAAGCGAGCACGGUACCGACUUGGCACUUCCUCCCGUGGAUUCCACAGAUUCUUUCCUACCUUCGGCUAACGGUUAAUGAUGCCGGCCCGGAGGGAAGCUUUCUGGAUGAGCUAUUGCAGAGGCUCGUCCGUGAGUAUCCGAUGGCGCUGUACUUCCCCAUGCGCCUGUCGUUGGAAUCAACAAAUGGUGAUGCGUUCCGGCCAUUCAUAGCACGCAUUCGAUCGAGUUUACAGUUCCCCUUGAUGGAUCGGUUCGUUGAAGAGCUGUACCGUGUUGCCAUUCCCGGCAAGCGACUUCUUGCGGUGCUCGCGAAGCUUAGGGAGCAAGUGCAAACCGUAACCGACGCCAACGAACAUCGUCGGAUUGUGGAGAAUGCCCUAGUAACAUCCGAUGGAAUGCGACUGUUUCCUGCGGGUGAUGGUGAUCGUCGGUUUGGAAGUGCGUACCUGCAACUGUUACCGCACAUUCGUCAGCUAACAGCGCUAGCCGAUCUGCAUCCUGUCGACGAACGGAACCAGAUCUUGGAGCGAAUGGCUGAGCUGGAAGCAGAGUUAAGAACGCCACGUUCGCAGCCACUACGUCUUGAGGAUCUGUCACCCUGGUUGGCGGAUUAUCAUUCCAGUGGCAAUCAGCAAGACCAGAUCGAACUGCCGGCUCAGUACGGACGUGAUGACCGAGUGCCAAGUGCGACCAACCAUGGUGUGCGGAUUGUGAAGAUUGUACCCGAGGUGACGGUUUUCGAUGCGACCCUUCGUGCUCCCGUGCUGCUUACGUUUCGGGGCAGCGAUGGACGAGCACAUCGAUUCCUGGCCAAAUCCGGUGAGGAUCUUCGCCAGGAUCAGCGUAUUCAGCAGCUGCAGCAAGAGAUCACAUACCGGCUGCGAUACGAUCGCUGUUGCCGGGAGCAACGGCUGGAGCUGCGCUCCUACCAAGUCAUCCCGAUACGCCGUGAUUAUGGGCUGAUCGGUUGGCUUGAGGAUACGGUGUCGCUAAAGGAUAUCGCUCGGCGGGCAACAUCGCGCUAUAACCCCAACGAUCGUGGUCCGAACUAUGUGCUCGAAGAAUAUGGGCGCUUUUUGUUACAAGCCUCGAGACACGGUACGGUGGAUGAACCGAUCACGAACUCCGUGCUGAAGUCCUCGGAUCUGUAUGGGAGGGUUGCUGCAUAUGGCGAUCCUCGACGAUUGGCACUAAAGUACAUCGAGCUGAAGCAAACAAUUCGCUCGGAUACGCUGAAGCGUGCCUUGUUCGAUAUGUCCGUCUCGCCGGAGGCGUUCUAUCGCUUGCGUAUGAACUUUGGACGAUCGUUGGCUACGAUGAACGUUACGUGUUGGGUGCUCGGAAUCGGCGAUCGUCAUCUUUCCAAUAUUGUGCUCGAGCGCUCAACCGGUAAGCUGGCGGGUGUUGACUUUGGGCUAGCGUUCGGUGCCGGAACCCGUGAUCUGCCGAUACCGGAGCUUGUCCCUUUCCGUCUAACGCCUCAGUUCAUCGGUGUGAUGGAACCGUUGCGGCUGUCGGGCAUCCUGCACAAGUGCCACCUGUAUACGCUGCAAUGUUUGCGAGAUGCCCGGAAGCUGUUGCGUGCCUGUCUGGAGGUGUUUAUCCGGGAACCGACCUUGGAUUGGCUUGAGACGGCAAAACAGCGGACGGCAGCCAGGGAGGACGGAGCACGUGCUGCUGGUAGUACUGUUAGCGAUCGAUUCCAGGAAUGGAACCCGCAAACCCGGGUCGAUAUUGUUAUGCAGAAGCUCAGCGGAGCCAAUCCGAAACGAUUACUGAUGGAUGAGUUGCGGCAGGGUAUUGUGGCUCGACAGCGGGAACACCUUGUCGGGUAUCUGGCCAUUGUACAAUCGGCAGCGGAAGAAGUGCAGGCGGCGCUGCAAGGGAAUGUGUUGACGUUGCCUAUCGAGCUGCAGGUAGCUAUGCUGCUCGAGUUGGCCACCGAUGGAAAGUUGCUCGGGAUCGCCUAUAGUGGUUGGUAUCCGUGGUUUUGAACGACCACACCCCGUACAUGUUAAUUUAACCUUAUACUAGUAUUAGCGCCACUAAUGUGCGCCUAAACAUAAAUCUGUCGCAUCACUUGUGAUUGUUGCAUUAAAAAGUUCCUAUACUAAUACUGAAUAAUUUCAAAUACAUCUUACUGCUAAC
This is a messenger RNA of Anopheles darlingi, 12881 nucleotides long. RefSeq names its product DNA-dependent protein kinase catalytic subunit-like. The record is from RefSeq and is a predicted model, not a curated record. Gene Ontology annotation, cellular component: nucleus. The transcript has 3 exons. The coding region runs from base 176 to 12727 and encodes 4183 amino acids. Gene Ontology annotation, molecular function: DNA-dependent protein kinase activity; protein binding. Gene Ontology annotation, biological process: intrinsic apoptotic signaling pathway in response to DNA damage; telomere maintenance; double-strand break repair via nonhomologous end joining. Lineage: Eukaryota; Metazoa; Arthropoda; Insecta; Diptera; Culicidae.